Messenger RNA from Zophobas morio, 3711 nucleotides. Its product is annotated as claspin-like. The record is from RefSeq and is a predicted model, not a curated record. Gene Ontology annotation, biological process: activation of protein kinase activity; mitotic DNA replication checkpoint signaling; mitotic G2 DNA damage checkpoint signaling. Gene Ontology annotation, molecular function: anaphase-promoting complex binding. Bases 124 to 3627 code for a protein of 1167 amino acids. The transcript has 10 exons. NCBI's taxonomy places the organism in Eukaryota, Metazoa, Arthropoda, Insecta, Coleoptera, Tenebrionidae.
UCAUCUAAACGGCGCGAAUUGUUUAGAACGUGAAGUGAGGUUAAGUCAGUCGUGAUUGUUUUGGUUUUUAUUAUUAUCAUCAAUUAAAAUCUUUGUAACGCUAGAAUUUAAAAAAAUAGUAAAAUGGAAACGAUAGAAGAGAGUGUAAUUUCGCAAUCGGACGACGAAAAUGAAAUGAACUUAACAAAUCGGGGUAAAAUUACCAAAAAGGCCAACAUUAUUGAUAGUGACUCAGACAACGAAAACGUGAUUAUUAAAACCAACGUAGUUGAAAUGCAAGACUCAGAAGACUCUACUUUAAAUGAUAAACCCACCAAAAGUAGACUCAAACGAGUGGCAGUCAUCGAUAGCGAUUCUGACGACGAAAAAGACCAAACUAAUUCUCUUAGUGUGAAAAGACACUCCGGUGUGCUUAACAGUGACGUGGAAGAUGUCGUCGAUGAGGAAGAAAUCACCCCCCAUAAUAAAAGUUUCCCCGAUGAAAAUACAGCAGUGCAGGCUAUAAUUUACACGACGAACAGCAAGGGGGCCUUAAUUACAGAAACAACGUCAAUGGUGACCCCCUCUCUAUCAGCGUUGUGUGAUUCUGACUCAGAAGAAGAACUUGAUCACAAUAUUAUUGACACAACAGUGGAAAAUUUGCAACCACGUGCGUAUAAAAGAGCGCGGAAGAAGAACACCGACGAACCCAAAAAAAUGACUGUCAAAGACGCAGCUAAACAAAGAAGCGAAAUUCGUUCGGAAUCUCAGAGAAUGGUGCGCUGUUCGAAUGUAAGUUUGCCCUAUCAUAAACCCAAGUCGUACACAAUCACGGAAUUUUUGCAAAAGAGGUCCAAGUUGGCGUCUACUUUACCUCCAAUUCCGAAAGCGUCGCCUUCGGUCGCUAUUAAAAUGUCCAAAGACCAACUAAAAGAAGUUUCAAAAAACUUAGACGCGAGAAUCAAGGAGGUGGAGGAGUUUUAUAAGUCCGAAAGCGACGACGACGAAGACGAAGAGAACGACGACGCAACUGACGAAAUUCAAACUUGGUUGAACGAAUUAGUCGAAAAAGCGAUGGAUGAAGUGGAAAAAACUGAAGAAGUGGUUGAAAUGGAAACGUCAAAGACUGAAGAAUCGCUCGAGUACGAUUUUAAUUUAGAUGAUAGCGAAAACGACGCUUUAAAAAAAUCUAGCGUGACUGACUUGAUUAAGGAUAAGCUCACGCUUCAGCCUAAGUUGUCAGGGUCGCCCGACGAUAUUAUCGAUUUUGACGAAGGGGUGACCAAAGUGAGUGCCGUUAAAAAACUGGUGGAUAAAUUUUUUCAACACGCUUGUAAAAAAGUCCCCCAUAAGCACAAAGUCGAGUUGAACGUGGUGGAAGUCGGGUCUCAGGGUCAGAUUAUCAAGGAGACGGUUUCUAUGAAUGUGGAGGAGGAAGAGGAGCCUGCGCUGGUCGAGACUCCGGGGGCUAAGUUGAAGAAGUUGCGCGAGGAGUUGCAGCUGCAGAUGGCGCAGAAGAGACUGGAGCAGUGGAAGUUGAAGCAUGAACAAGGGGACUGUCUGACGACGGAGAAGAAGGAAGGGUUUGAGGAGGAAGCGGCUGAGAAGGAUAUAUUGGAUGAUGAGGAGGAGGAGUGUGAGAUGACUGAGAGUGAAACGGAGGAAGAAGACGAUGAGGAAGAAUACGUAGAGGCGAAACCUGAGAAGAAAGUUAAAUCGGUUUUUGUAGAUGAGGAGGCUUUAGAAGAUGAAGAAAUGGAUGAAGGUGGGGACGAAAGUGAAGACGAUAUAAUCGAGAAUGAUGGGGGUGAAGACGGCGCCGAAGACGACGCUUGUGAUGGAGAUGUUGAAGAACCGCCAGAGGAUGAGAAGUUGCAAAGUCCAAAGAAGAAAGUGUUGAAGAGAAUCUUGAAACCGUUUAGUGUUGACUCAGAUGAUGAAGAGGAUCAAAGUCAAGUCGUGGAAUCUGCGGGGGCUUUAAAAUAUUACACAACUGACGAAGACGACUUCAUACCCCCAAAUUUGCCCCGAGUCGGCAAAACUCCGCAGCGCACACAACUCGAUAAAAAUAAAUCCGAAUUCGACUUCCUAACACCAGUAACGUAUUUAACGGGCCUCCAGAAUCUAAAUUCGGACUCCAAGUUUUUGCACGACUCCCCAACAUCCCCAUCUAAUCUAACUAGAACUCAAUCACUCGAAACCGGCACCCAAUCUCAAGUACAAAAGCAACUGUUUUCGGAAAACUCUGAGCCGUCACAAGACUCCCAGGGUAAUUUCGAAGACCUAGCACAACUGUGCUCUGGAACGUUUCCCGAAACGCAGACCGGAGCAUCCGGUGCCAAGUCUCUCGAGACAGAAGAGUUACCUUCCACUCAAGAUUUAAUAAAUCUGUGCUCAGGCGAUUUUUCCAAUACUAAUUUAAAUAAAGAAGACAAACCAAUCAACCAUGUCCACACUCACCCAGACAACGAACUCAAAAGUCUUGACGAAGAACAAGACCAAAUCAUCUCUCAGCUUCUCGACGAAGACGAGUUAGAACGCUUCAAGAAAAAAUUCGAAUCGCCCAUCAACCCCACGAUCCGGAAAACUCAAGUGUUGGAAGACGUCGAGGAAGUCAACGCCACCGGUCUCAUUAAUUCGGACGAUGAAGGCCUCGAAAUCAAAAAGAAGAAACGCACGAAAUUGGUGUUUUCGGACGACGAAGAUUCCGACGACGAAGACGUGGAAGAAGACGAAGAGGAAGAGAUAGAUUUGCACGAUGACGUGGACGAGGAGCAACAGCUCGAGGAUGAGAUCGUCGCGCAGGAGUCGCACGGGUAUAAAAUAAGCGACUUUUUGGAUAAGGAGGCCGAAUUGUCGGAGUCGGAGUGGGGGAGCGCCGACGAGGACGAGAAGGGUUUGGAUGAGCUGGAAGUGGAACAAGGGGACGAAGAAAAAUUCAACGAAAAUAAAGUGAGGAGUGAGCUGGAGAGGAUACACAUGCGUCAGCUGUUGGAUGAAGAUAACAGAGAGGUGAAACUUCUCCAGGAGUUGUUAUUGGAAGACGGCGAACUGCACGGAACCGGUCGGAAAAGACAAUUCAAAUGGAAAACUCUCGACUCGGCCGAUGACAGUCAAUUCGAGAAGCGCGAUGACGAUGACAUAUACCUAGACGAAGAAGAAACGGAAGAACAUUGGCGCAAAAUGAGGCACAAGAGAGAAAUGUUUUUGAAGAAGAAGUCAGGUGGUGACGACGAGGACAAUAUUUUAAGUGAUAGCGACAUUUUAAAAAUCGGACAACAGGUUUUAAAAACUAAGUCACUGUCUUCUCAAAAUAGUACUCCCACUAAUAAAGAAGAAACUAAAGAACCUUUCAAUUUAUUGAACAAGCGAGGGUCGUUUUUGAGCAGGAGCGACCAGGUUUUACAACGACUAGCGGAAUAUAAUAAAGUAACAACUAGUGUAGGAAAUUCGGCAAAAAAUUCGAAGUGCUUUGUUUUUCAAACAGUUGACUCUAGUGUGGUUAAGGAUAACAACAAUAAGAGAAAAGCGACGGAAAGCACACCAAACGUGAUUAAAAAAUUAAGGCUAGAUGACUUAAGUCCAGCCAUUGCGAAGAAGAGCGCCGGGAAAAAUUCAAAAGCAAAAAAACUCUUCGGAAAUUGGUGAUAGUGUUACAUUGUGCAUAUUUAUUUAGGUUAUUAUAAGCAAUAAUUUUGUAAUGAGUAUUUAAUAAAUAAAUCGUUUUAUUAU